Messenger RNA from Gossypium arboreum, 1047 nucleotides. Its product is annotated as glycine-rich protein 23-like. The coding region runs from base 59 to 793 and encodes 244 amino acids. The transcript has a single exon. The record is from RefSeq and is a predicted model, not a curated record. Lineage: Eukaryota; Viridiplantae; Streptophyta; Magnoliopsida; Malvales; Malvaceae.
AUAUAUAUAAAGCAAUUCCAUGCAAAGCUAGCCAGCUAACUUGAGAGAGAGACAAGAGAUGUGUAAUUUGCGUGUUUUGUUGUUUGUUUUUGUUUUGCUAACUGUGCAUGCAUGUCAUGCACGUAACGUGCCAGGCAAUAAUGGGCUCAAUGGCUCCAAGAAGGAACAAAUUAUGGAAGCCAAUGCACCCAAGGCGGAAUCACCCAUGGGGAAUGGCAUUGAUGACAAGAAGCACUUUGUUUACGGUGGAGUUGGUGGGUUUGCUGGGGUGGGAGGCUAUGCUGGGGUAGCUGGUGGGCUGCCAUUGGUUGGUGGUCUUGGUGGGAUUGGAAAAUUUGGUGGGAUUGGUGGUGCAGCUGGAAUAGGUGGUUACAAAGGCAUUGGUGGUCUAGGGGGUUUAGGCGGUGGAAUUGGAGGUCUAGGUGGGUUAGGGGGUGGAACUGGUGGCGGAGGUGGAGGUCUAGGUGGUUUAGGGGGUGGAACCGGUGGCGGAGUUGGAGGUCUAGGCAGUGGGACCGGGGGCGGAGUUGGAGGUCUAGGUGGUGGUGGUUGUCCAGGUACAGGUGGUGUAGGCAGUGAAGGUGGAGGUCUAGGUGGUGGUGGUGGUUGUCCAGAUACCGGUGGUGUAGGCGGUGGAGCUGGAGGUAUAGGUGGUGGUGGCAGCGGCGGAGCUGGUGGUGGUGGUGGUUAUAGCGGAAUAGGUGGUAUAAGUAGGUUGGCAGGUGGGCAUGGACAUGGACAUGGACUUGGACUUGGCGGUACAACAAGGGGUGGGAAUUUGCCACCUCCUUAACAAUAACUUAGUAGAAUGUUUAAAUUUGUGGCUGCUUUGCUUUGAUUUUUAUUUACUUCGUGUUGCGUAAAUAAGAGGCAUGUAGGUUAAGUGUUUGACCUUUUGGGUGUCUGUGUAGGGUUGAUUGUGUUGUUGUGGUUGAAGACAACAUGCAUGGCAUGGGUGCAUGUUACUGCUGCUACCUGUUGCAGCGUUUUAUCCUAAGAUUCUUAAUGUUCUUUUUGUCAAUGAAAUGGCAGCCAAUAUUUCUCGAA